Megalopta genalis is the source of this 1367-nucleotide messenger RNA. RefSeq names its product Iodotyrosine deiodinase (gene Iyd). Gene Ontology annotation, molecular function: oxidoreductase activity. Gene Ontology annotation, cellular component: plasma membrane. The record is from RefSeq and is a predicted model, not a curated record. NCBI's taxonomy places the organism in Eukaryota, Metazoa, Arthropoda, Insecta, Hymenoptera, Halictidae.
AACUUAAUAAAUGUUUUAGCGCGAGCGAUGGGAUGGGGUAACAUUGUUUGUAUACUCAUGUGCGAGCGAUAUAACUCAGAUAUUUGAGGUCACAUGCUUCCCACCACUCGUAUUGCCGCCUUUCAUUAUACUGAGAUCACUCGUAACAUAUACAAAUGACAGAAGUAAAAUAGUGAUUCGUAACAACGUAUUUUCUGCGAAAUGUUCUCUGAAUUGUUACCAUUUUGGACGAAAUACUGGUAUCAUGUACUGAUCGGUAUUAUUUCCUGUAGCUUUUUAAAAUUGUUUUAUAAUGUCAGGAAAAAACGUACCGCACUCGAACAAACUGAUAAACGUGAUUUAAUCAUUUUGGAUAACACUAAGGAGCAGCUAGAAGACAUCGGUGAAGAAAGAUUAGAAGAUUGUGAGGAACCUGCACUACCGAUAGACUUAGAACAUAUUCUAUAUAAUUACACAAGGCCCACGGAAGCAGAAUUGCUUCAUCGGGCUUCUGAAUUUUAUAAAAUUGUAGCUGCUAGAAGAACCUUAAGAUUUUUCAGUCCAGACCCUGUACCAAAAAAAGUCAUACAUGACAUAAUAAAAGCUGCAGGUACAAUAUUAUGUAAUUACAUUCACAAAAUUCCUUACACAUUUGAGUCUAUUUUAGGCACUGCGCCUAGUGGUGCACACACAGAACCAUGGACAUUCGUAGUGGUAUCGAACCAAAAGGUGAAAGAGCAAAUACGAUGCGUCAUUGAAAAAGAAGAAGAAAUAAAUUACAAGCAGCGAAUGGGGCUCAAAUGGACAACAGAUUUGCUUCCGUUAAGAACUAAUUGGGUGAAGGAAUACUUGACUAUUGCUCCUUACUUGUUACUUGUGUUCAAACAAACGUAUGGUAUAUUACCAAAUGGAAAAAGAAAAAUUCAUUAUUACAAUGAAAUAAGCACAUCUAUCGCAUGUGGUAUUCUCAUUACCGCUAUACAACACGCAGGUUUGGUAACUCUGACUUCUACUCCUUUAAAUUGUGGACCUGCUAUCCGCAACCUUCUUGGACGUCCUCAGAAUGAAAAGCUUGUUGUACUACUGCCAGUGGGAUAUCCAGCAAAGGAUGCUACUGUGCCUGAUCUUCAACGAAAACCUCUAUCCGAUAUUUUAGUAGAAAUUGAGUGACACGCAUGUAACAACAAAAUCUGCCUCGCGAAUACUCCGUUCAGAACAUUGGAAUAUUUGCUGUGUUUGUGGAACAAUAUAAAAUGAGUACACGUAAUCAUAAAUUUAUACAAAUCCUAUUUUUCUUUUCAUAAAAAAACUUAUAUUUCCUUGAGUAUUGUUUCUUGCUUAUGGAUACCUUACAUUACACUUUCGCAAAUAUAUAUUAUUUAUUAUAA